CGGUUAUUCCCGAAUCAGAAAUAGAAAAGGAAAAUGGCGACCCUGGACGAUAGUCCGUCGCUAUUUUCGGGUCAACAAUGGACAGAUUGGGCUGAAUCUGUUUUGCAAGACAAUGAAUUUGAGUCUGCAAAGUGUGAUACUGCUGAAGAUUGCACAGACACAGAUAGCAUGAAGUUAAAAAUUGAAGAUAUGCCACUGUUUGGACUCUGCCCUUCUAGAGAUGAAUUUUAUUUGGUUGUGUGUGACAAAUGCCAUCAGGUUCUGAAACCACAAGCUUUCCAAGCACAUAUUGAGGCCCGUCAUGGCGGUAAAGGUAGCUAUUCCACAACAUCUUCAAAGACUCAUCAAUCCUCAAGUCGACAUUCAGUCUCAUCAAAAUCUCAUUCAAAAUCUCAUUCAACCUCAAAAUCUCACCGGUCGUCCCAUUCCAAAUCACACAGUUCACCCAGCAAAAGUUCACAUCGCUCUCACACGCAUUCGCGAUUAAAACCUCAUGAUGUAGAUAUAGCGAACUCAGGGCCAGAAAUUCUCCCAGAUGUGGCCAAUGCUAAGUCUAGACUUGAAGACAGUAAGUUUGUUACACCAACAAAAGCCAGUGUCAAAGAGCCCUCACUGUCAUUAGAAACUGUUGUGAAGGUGGGGGCUGAUGUAGACACUGAUUUAGUAAAUGACAGUAAACUUAAAAAUACUAAUAAUAUGCCUGUUGUGAAAGUUGAACGUAUUCCUGAAACGGUGGCUAUGAAGAAACAACUGGACUCAUCAGGUAGUGCGAGAACUUCUCCAUUGACAAAUGGAGCAAUACGCGGUUCAAAAUCUCCACCCUUGUCGAUGCCUGUAAUAACAGAUACUGAUGAAGAUAUAAAGCCGUCCCUUACAUCUAUGCCAGUGUUAAAUGCAUCUCAAGACUCAGACAAUUUAUUUCUCGAAGAAAUGGAAACUGUUCCGGUGUCUGAAAUUAACAGUGCUGUCAGUUCUAUUUUAGAGCCUGUGUCACCUGCUUCAGAACCGGACACAGACAGAUUUAUUGCCUUGGCAACAUCGUCGAGCACAAUAACGACAAAUACUGUCACAAUGGCGUCAAUUACAACUUCAACGACAACCGUUACUAAUGUGAUAAAUACAAACUCUAGUUUUACUUUUGGAAGUAUGGGACGUCCAUCAUUUCCGAUGGGAAGUAUUCGUGUAAAUUUCUCUAGUAGUGGUGUUCUUAGUACUAUAACCGGUGAUGGGAAUAAUAAUAGUAACGUGACUAAAUCAAUAACGACAACAAGUGAUUCUACACGAACUACUAUUUGUAGCAAUGGAAGUAUGGAAAGCACUAUAAGUGAUAUUGUGAAGUCGGCUGUUAAUUCAGGGAAUACCGGUGGAUUUAAAAGUCUUACUCCAUUAAUAGCUAGUCCAAACAAGUCGAAUGGACUUGGUAGUAUUAAUAGCUCUUUCAAGUCUCCUCAGAAGCUGGGCAGUGUGGGGAAAUCAUUCAGCAGCUCAAAUAUCUCAAAGACUGGAUCCAAACUUAGUCCAGGCCCCACGAACGUGUUCAAGUCUGCAAGUCUAGGGAAUGUUACCAGCGGGUCGGAGUCUGGUUCAAGUUCUAACAGCUCGACAGCAGCAAAUGCUGAAGCAAUUAGAAAGUUCCAGCUACUCAACAAACCAGAAAAAAUUAUACCGCUAAAAGAUCGAGAGUAUGAUCCCAACAAGCAUUGUGGAGUGGUUGUAGCAGAUACUGGUAAACCUUGUACAAGGUCACUAACUUGUAAGUCCCAUGCGUUAUCAUUGCGUAGAGCAGUCAAUGGAAGACGUCUCUCAUUUGAUGAUUUACUGAAGGAGCACAGGGAGGCGAAGGAAGCAUAUCAGAAAGCUAAAGUGGAGAGUAAAGAAGCAACUGCAAAAUUGAAAGCGGCUCAGGCAGCCAACAAGGGGCAUGGAACUCAUAUACUCACACCUCAUGGCAAGCUUCAUAACCUUAGUACAGUUCCUUCCCCUGUUAUCAAGACAGUGGGUCAACAGGGCCAGAGUUUGAACAAAGAGAAUAAGUCACUGUCUAACCCAGUAUUUCCCUUGUCAAAGCCACCGACACUAUCGAGGGCAGCUUCUGUAUCAUCUCACAGGCUCAGUUUGAGCAGUAUUGGUUCCCCGUCUUCAAAUGAUGAACUCCAGUCACCUACUGGAAAAUCAGGGGACAAACUUCCUGGUGAAGAAACUGAUGACAACUCAUUUACCUCAUACCAUCCCAGGCCUAUAGCGGCUUGCUCAUUUGGUGCUAGAUACCAUAACAAUUACGGCAGCGGGUUUGGUUGUUAUACAUUUGGUCGCAGGACGGACCAUUUACGGGCAGCAUUCCUAGAUCUGCUGGAAAAACAUUCAAAUCCUCCCCCACCAAAGAAAUUAUGUGUUGAAGCAAACUUGCCCAGAGAACAAGAUAAUGUUCAGACGAACUCCGAUCCUUAUGAAUUUGGUUUCCUGGACCCAAGUCGAAAUCAUAUCGGCCAGCAGAUAAUUCAGGGACCAGCUGGACUUAUUACAUCUGCUGUUCCCAAUAAAGUGGUACCAAAGCAGAAACCAAAAGCUGCAAGUUUGAACACAAGUCUUGGAGCGAUCUGUGGCAGUAAACCAAAAUUAAAAGACAGCUUUUUGUUGUCCAAAGCUCCAAGUAUAAGUGGGACUUUGACGCCGGGACUUCUGACAAGUUCCUCAUCAAAGAAACGUAGAAGUAGCGGAAGUGCUGGUUCACAUAGUGCUAUCAAUCAGUCAAGUUUAGGGGCCACCCUAGUCACUGCCCCUAGCAUACUGGCUAGUGUAGGGGCCUUAAAUAACUCCACAGGAGGCGCGCAGCAACAGCAGUUUGCUAUCGCCAUACCUAGUGUCAAUAUAAGUGGUGCUGCGUUAAGUCAAAUAGGCGCAAGUUUAAUGGCCAGUGGAAACUUAAAACACGCUAGUAAAAACAAUGUGAUAAAAGAUACUAUGGGAUUUGUUGUAACAGGUAUUCCACAGGAGGCUUUACUCAAUGGACAGAUUGUGAAUAUCACAAACUCGCAAAUAACUAAUGAUUUAACUACAAACCAAAUACAGACCGUUUCUCAGGAAGAAGGUAAUAAGCCAAUACAGCAAAUAAAUGUGAUAACCAGUAAACAUGUACAGCCCAAGUUUAUAAAUAGCAGUAUGGACGCUAUACGGGCCCUACAGACAGGAAAAGGCAAUCUGAUAACGGGUCUGCCGCCAAACGCAGUACUCCUGGACAGUAAUUUGCAGCCAGGUGCGGUGCUGCAGCCUGUGACGCUGACAACUUCUUCUGGUAAUCCAGUGAUGUCAGUAAACAGUGCUGUGCUGAAUCAGCAGCAUCAGAAUCACAGUGCUGCACCUAGUCAGUUCAUACGAUCUAGCUCAGAUGGCCACCAAGUGUCCACGUCUCCCCUACCUAAUGGUGUAGUUACCAAUGCUACUGACAAAGAUAUAUUGAUGUCCCAACGCCACACUGUGUUCCAGCCUAAAGGUGUAUCCCAGUCUGCCUUACCUCAACAGACUAGGGGAACCGUCCAACAGGCAUCUCAUAUAUUCACUGGAGCCCAGCUCCAUAACCAAAACUUCACGUUCCAGACACCUAGCUCAUCAACGCUGACCAAUCAGAUAAGUGCUAAUGCUAGUCAGGUUUUGCCAAACCAGUUGACUCAGUUGCAGGUUAAAAGUAGCAGUCUUCAGAAGGCAGGCACCAUCAAUAAACUAAAUAUGCAGCCUGUAUCUAUUACAAUACCAUUUGUUACUCAAAAUAACCUUGGUGGCGUGGAAAUGGGGGUCGGAAGUCAACAGCAUGGACAUACAUUAUUCAUUACAAGUGAAGAUGCACAAAAGCAGGGAAUUCACCUACAGCAGACGGACCAACCUACUCAAAACUCACCCAGUUCUCUCAUUUCAUAGCACAGGAUGUGCACAAGUUAUGAUGAUGUUAUCAGAACAUGAUGUCAUGAUCAUAUGACAUCAUCCUUCCUUGUGCUGUAAAAUUUAUUGGUUAAUUGUUGAUAUUCAAAAGCUUGCAGUGAUUUCACUACCAAGAUGAGGCAGUUGGGUCAAGGGUCAAAUUUGAACAAGUAAAAUUUUGUAUUGGUAUUCAUAGUAUAACUUUUCUUGUAGGAGUUGAACUUAUUUUGAGAUAGUGACAGAGAACUUAUAUAAUUUUAAUCUUUUUGCAACUUUAAAUUUUCCAACAGUGCAUAAUAAAGGUCACCUGACUAUUUAAAGCACCUGUGUUAGCAGUAGAAGCUACCUCAAAAAUUACCUUAGUGUUGCACAAAUACUUCCAAUACAUACUUUGAAAUAAGUCAAAAAAUCAUAUUACCAUUUAUAGAAAAUACUACCAUAAAACUAAAAGUAACUCAUUAUAAUAAAUUGAAAAUACAAUUUGAUUCUUUCUACCACAUUUGUUUAACAUCAACAAGUUAAAAGUUUUAAGCAUGUAAAAUGCUAUCUCCAAGCAUCAGUGCCAGUGAAAGAGGAGAUUUUCCCAUAAAUAUUUGUAUGUGAUAAAAGUGUUUCCUUGAAGUUAGGAAAAUUAAACAUCAGAUGAUCCGAAUCAAACUGACUAUUGCUGUAAUAUAGCAGUUAUUAUACUUGUCUUGAAACUAUUCCAAAAGUAUUUUUAGCUCACCUGUCACAUAGUGACAAGGUGAGCUUUUGUGAUCACCCUUCGUCCGUCGUCAGUCCGUGCGUGCGUCCGUCAACAAUUUCUUGUCUGCACGAUAGUGGUUUCAUUUAUGAUUUUAUUUUAAGCAAACUUGCACUAAACUUGUAUCACCAUAAGAUCUCGGUUCCUUUCUUGAACUGGCCAGAUCCCAUAAUGGGUUCCAGAGUUAUGGCCCCUGAAAGGGCCAAAAUUAGCUAUUUUGACUUUGUCUGCACAAUAGCAGCUUUAUUUAUGAUUUGAUUUUUACCAAACGUGUACACAACUUGUAUCAACAUAAGAUCUUGGUUCCUUUAUGGAACUGUCAAGAUUCCAUUAUGGGUUCCAGAGUUAUGGCCCCUGAAGGGGUCUAAAAUAGCUAUUUUGACCUUGUCUGCACAAUAGCAGCUUCAUUUAUGAUUUGAUUUUAACCAAACUUGCACACAACAUGUUCACCAUAAGAUCUCUAUUCUUUUUUAUACGCCUGCCGGGACAUAUUAUGUUAUCGCCUAGGUGACCGUCUGUCUGUCUGUGUGUUGGUUAGCAAUUUCCCUUCCGCUCUGUAACUCUUGAACCCCUUGAUGGAUUUCAGAGAAACCUGACACAAAUGUUCACUCAUUGAAAGGAUGUGCAUAGGGCAUGUUUCGGAUGGCUAAGUUCAAUGUCAAGGUCACACUUAGGGGUCAAAGGUCAUAUGACUUUGUUUUAUGUGAAUAUUGCUCUGCAUUUGCAUUGCAUUGCAGUGCUCUUGUUUUUAUUUGGCAGAUCCUUCUUUUGUUUGCUUACAAUAUUUUUUUUAUUACAGUGAAACACCGCUCGCUCGAGGUCGCAAGGGGAUGAGCAAAAUGCUCGAGUUAUCCAUGGUUUCGAGCGACCCAAACAUUGACCAACAUACAAAGAACAGAUUGUUUUACCAAUUGUCAUCGAGACCAUUUGCAGAGGAAACGGUGAUGCGUAAUAAUAACACACUCGUUACUUUUUCAAAAAACGUAUUUACAAACGUUAAUAUUUAUGAUAGAUCGCAAAUGGCACAUGUGAAGAAACAACUAAGACAUUUUUUUUUUGAAAUACUGUAAUCGAAUUCGCAAUUUUCUUCACCAAAUUAAGAUCUCGUAAUUAUCGUCUCAAUUUUAUGAAAAGGCUAGAGUUCUAUCUUAUUUCCUUUAUUUGCAUGCAAACAACUGUUGAUUAAAAUAUUAAGAUCUCAUAAUCAUCUUGUCGAUCCCGCAGAAAAAAAAAUUAAUAAUUAAUAACAAUUUUGAUCAAUAAAAUUUUUCUUCCACCUUUCAUCAAUAAUAAAUCUCACUUUCAGAUCAAAUAUACCGACAAACAAACAUUUAAGAUAGUCGGGGAAUAGACCAUGCACUUCUUACGACGUGCGAAAUUUUUUAAUUAACCGGUACAUUCUGACCGCCGAAGGUGUGAAAAAUUUUGACACCUCUGCUCGAGUUUGCCAUAAGCAACAAAGAGUAAAUUAAUACACAGGGACCAGGUGUCAUGCUCGAGCGAUCGAGUUAUCGAUGCUCGACCCAGCCAUGGUAAUUUCACAUAGAAAAUAGAAGGAAAUCGGCCGGGACCACAUGAAUUGCUCGAGCGAGCCCGGGUGCUCGAGUCAACGAUGCUCGAGCGAGCGGUGUUUCACUGUAGUUCCCUUUUAUGUUACUAUAAAUAGCUUAUUUAGUAACUUUUUUAUUAUUGGCCGUAGGGAAAAACUGAGACCACUUUUCUGUGGUACAACAUGGAUGGUACCUCCAAUUUUUAGGUGUAUUUUGACAUAUCUGUACCUUGUAAGAUUUUUUUCUUCUUGUUUUUGGUUAAAGCAAUGGUACUCAGGUGAGCGAUAUAGGGCCAUCAUGGCCCUCUUGUUUUCUAAACCUCUUUAUGUACUGUGCUGCAAAUUUCCACUCUAUUCAGUUAAGAUAUUGAAUUUCUAGACUCUGCAUAAAAUUGCUUUCAACAUACAGGACAGAAUUAGCUGUCCCACAUCUCUUACAUGGGGAACCCGACAAUGACUUGAAUGUAUGAAUUCUAGAAGCAACUAUAGGAGUUAUUGAUUUACCUUUGUUUCAUAACUGAAGCACUGUUAAAAACAUGUUUUUUUUGUAGGUUACCUUAUUUGGGUAAAAUAUCUUAAGUUUGACCUUUGACAUGGCAGCCAUCUUGGUUGUAGUUUGAUUUGUGAUUGUUGACCUUUUAUAUGCACAUAAUAUUGUUACAGCAUGUCCAUGCCGAUAUUGUAUACUGUAUAUGAUAUGCUAAGAAUUUUCUACUAUUUAUUAAACCCUUUUGUUAUGAAAUAACUAUUUAAUACAGAUCUGUUAAGUGUGACAUAAGACGUUUCUUUACAGAAUCAUACCUGUCUCUAAAAGAACAUAACUAUAAUUACUGUAUUUAUCUAUUUGUUAACAGUACAUUUUUUGAAGCAUUGGGGUCAGGGGGAUAUAAGUCUCUUAUUUACUGUUCAACCUAAUUUUUUCUUACCAAACUGCCGGCAGAGAAAGUCAAGGCUUAAUGUUGAGUUGGCCGCCUUGCAUAUAAGUUGCCCGUAAAUAUGUAUUUUAUACAUAAUUAAAAAUCUAUCUGAUUUGCAAAAAAGUCAACGCAUUGGUCUUAAGAUAUGCUUGCCAUUCAGCAUAGUGCAGCAUGAAGUGUCCAGUAUUUGUGAGAGAAAUUAUUCUUUCCCUGAAAUUUGAGCUUUCCUACAGUGUAACUUACAUAGCAGUUUGAUCGGCACUAUUGAUUUUUAACUUCAGUGAACUAAGUGACUAUAUCCUUAUUUCUGAGUGUGUCUCUAAUAUAGCACUGUUACACAGAAAUAUAUCAAGAUGUUUUCUUAAACUGUUUUUUUGCAACAUCGGCAUGAAUUAUCAGUUCAGUUUCUGUUACCUUUUAUCUUUGUUUUUUUAUGUAAGUUUUUUGAGUGUUUCUCUAAUAUAGCACUGUUACACAGAAAUAUAUCAAGAUGUUUACUUAAACCGUUUUUUUGCAACAUCGGCAUGAAUUAUCAGUUCAGUUUCUGUUACCUUUUAUCUUUGUUUUUUAUGUAAGUUUUUUGUCUGAUUUUGCAAAAUGCUCGAAGUUGUAGUUGAAAUAGCAUGGUAUGAUUUAUUUGAUAUCAGCAUGUCGUUUUUGAAACACAAUUCCAUAAAACAGUAUCUACUACCUCUCCACAAGCAGGACUGAUUUUGCUACAUUUAAAUUGUACAUGCGUAAGUUUCUAGGACUGAAAUGAAAGUAGUACGCUGUCAUACUAAGCAGUUCUGAAAAAAAACAACAACAUUAUUUACAAGUUCCAACUGUUGUGAUUAUUUGUUUAAGAAAAUAAUUUUUGAAAUCAUCAGUGGACAUAUUUACACUUCCAAUAUUUUGAAAUUGCCUUCUUAAAUUGCCACUUUUUGUAGGCCAGAAACAAUUCCUGAAAAUAGAAUUAGCAUGAUUUUUCAAAAGAAAUUGAUUUUCUUUUUCCUGCUUGUAAAAAACAACAUGUCACAGUUACAUUGUUUUAGCAAAUGUACCAAUACCAAGUCUUGUAACUUACCAUCCUGUAUUGUGUAAAAAAAAAAUUAGCAGUAUUAGAUAUUGAUUACCAGAAAUAUAAUAUUUCAAUUUUACUUCUAAAUUUUAUUUUUUUACACCUCCAGUAAAGUAUCAAGAUAAUUAGAUUUAGAUGGUCUGAUUUUCUUUUCCUUCAUUUGAGUAAACUGGUGGAAAUAAAUUAUAACUGUAACUGAAUAUCCUAAUAAUAUCUCAAUGCUAAAUGGUAUGUGAGGCUUUCACCAGUCUUGCCCUUCAAUAAUUGAGAAAUUUCUAAGAGGAGGAAAAAAAAACAGUGUUUUCAGUCGACAUAGAGCAUUUUUAGCUCGACUAUUCAUAGAAUAGUAGAGCUAUUGGACUCGCCCAUGCGUCGGCGUCCGCGUCCCGAUUUGGUUAAGGUUUUGUAUGUAAGCUGGUAUCUCAGUAACCAAUUGUGGGAAUGGAUUGAAACUUCACACACUUAUUCACUGUGAUAAUCUGACUUACAUUGCACAGGUUCCGUAACUCUAUUUUGCUUUUUUACAAAAUUAUGCCCCUUUUUCGACUUAGAAAUUUUUGGUUAAGGUUUUGUAUGUAAGCUGGUAUCUCAGUAACCACUUGUGGGGAUGGAUUGAAACUUCACACACUUAUUCACUGUGAUAAACUGACCUACAUUGCACAGGUUCCAUAACUCUAUUUUGCUUUUUUACAAAAUUAUGCCCCUUUUUUGACUUAGAAAUUUUUGGUUAAGGUUUUGUAUAUAAGUUGGUAUUUCAGUACUUACUUAUGGGAAUGGUUUGAAACUUCACAUACUUGUUCACUGUCAUGAUCUGACAUGCACUAAGCAAGUCCCAUAAUUCUACUCUUUUUUUUUUUCAAAAUUUUGCCCCUUUUUCGACUUAGAAAUUUUUGGUUAAGGUUUUGUAUGUAAGCUGGUAUCUCAGUACUUACUAAUGGGAAUGGUUUGAAACUUCACAUACUUGUUCACUGUCAUGAUCUGACAUGCACUAAGCAAGUCCCAUAACUCCACUCUUUUUAGCUCGACUAUUCGAAGAAUAGUCUAGCUAUUCUACUCACCCUGGCGUCGGCGUCGGCGUCACACCUUGGUUAAGUUUUUGCAUGCAAGUACAUACAGCCAACAAUUAAAGGCAUAUAGCUUUGAAACUUAUUUUUUCUUUUUCUAGGUCAAUUACCAACCUCUCUGGGUCAAGUCCCAUAACUCUGACAUGUAUUUUGAGCAAAUUAUGCCCCCUUUUGGACUUAGAAAAGUUUGGUUAAAGUUUUACAUGCAAGUUACUAUCUCCAAAACUAAUGCAGAUAUUGUUUUUAAACUUCAUAUGUGUCUUCGGGGUUAUAAAACUAGUUGAUAGCAGCAAGUCCCAUAACUCUGACUUUCAUUUUGGCCAAAUUAUGCCCCCUUUUGGACCUAGAAAAUUCUGGUUAAAGUUUUGCGUGCUAGUACAUACAGCUAUUUCUAAAAGGCAUAUAGAUUUGAAACUUAUUUUUUCUUUUUCUAGAUCAAUUACCAACCUCACUGGGUCAAGACCCAUAACUCUGACAUGUAUUUUGAGCAAAUUAUGGCCUCUUUUAGACUUAGAAAAUUUUGGUUAAAGUUUUACAUUAAAGUUAUUAUCUCCAAAACUAAUGCAGAUAUUGAUUUGAAACUUCACAUGUGUCUUCGGGGUUAUAAAACUAGUUGAUAGCAGCAAGUCCCAUAACUCUGACUUUCAUUUUGGCCAAAUUAUUUCCCCUUUUGGACUUAGCAAAUUCUGGUUAAAGUUUUGCGUGCAAGUACAUACAGCUAUUACUAAAAGGCAUAUAGAUUUGAAACGUAUUUUUUCUUUUUCUAGAUCAAUUACUAACCUCACUGGAUCAAGUCCCUUAACUCUGGCAUGUAUUUUGGGCAAAUUAUGCCCCCUUUUGGACUUUGAAAAUUCUUGGUAAAGUUUUACAUGCAAGUUUCUAUCUCCAAAACUAAUGCAGAUAUUGAAUUGAAACUUCACAUGUGCCUUCGGGGUUAUAAAACUAGUUGAUAGCAGCAAGUCCCAUAACUGAUAUGCAUUUUGGUCAAAUUAUUCCCCCUUUUGAACUUAAAAAUCUUUUGAUAUUUAACCUUUUUGGGUAAUAUUUUCCUGCUUCUGGGACAAUAUUUCGAAUAGUCGAGCUUGGCUGUCUUACGGACAGCUCUUGUUUUUCAAAAUUAUGCCCCUUUUUCGACUUAGCAGUUUUUAGUUAAAUUUUUGUAUGUAAUCUGAUAUCUCAAUAUCCACUAAUUGGAAUGGAUUGAAACUUCAUACACUUGUUCACUGUCAUGAUCUAACAUGCACUGUGAAGGUCCCAUAACUCUACUUUGCAUUUUUACAAAAUUAUGCCCCUUUUUUGAUUUAGCAGUUUUUGGUUUAGUUUUUGUAUGUAAGCUGGUAUCUCAGUAUCCACAAAUUGGAAAGGAUUGAAACUUCACACACUUGUUCACUGUCAUGAUAUGACAUGCAGUACAGAGGUUCAGUACCUCUACUUUGCAUUUUACAAAAUUAUGCCCCCUUUUCAACUUUUGUAUUCAUUCAAUUGACAAGGCUGUUGAAUAGUCGAGCGUUGCUGUUCUCUAACAGCUCUUGUUAUGUCAAGGUGUCCCUAUCUGAUAUAUUAAGAACUGUCAUAUUUAUAAAUCUCAAAAAUCCAAGGACUAAUUAGUAAUUUUAUGAGGUCAAUUUAACCUUUUUAGAGAGAAAUAUGUGUGCAUAUUCUCGAACUACUUAUUGUUUCUAAAUGAUCAGACUCACUACUGUUUUAGAUGAAACUUUUGCAUGUGAAAUGAUAUACAAUUCUUGUAUUAAUGAAAUGAAUGAUAAAAUAAAAAUUUUGAAAGAAGUAAAGUUUAGAGGUUCGAGAGAUGACAUCUCUCAGUAAUUUAGCUUUUAAAAAUUGUGAAAUGAAUUGCCAAAUUAAUUAUCUUUAUCUAAUAAAUAGAUUUUAUUAACCUUAAGCCUGCUUGCGGCAAGUGAUUCUGCCUUUGCGACCAGUGCAGACCAAGAUUUGUUUGCACGUCCAUGCAGGCUAAUCAUCGUCUACACUGUUCGUCUACACUGUUCGCUGUUCAGUCAGUAAAUUUUCAGUGAACACCCCUUUGAAUAAUAAGUGGUACUGCCUAAAUUGAAUGAUGGAACAGUCCAUUUUAGAAAUUUAGCAGGAUAAAGGUUAAAGAUAUACAGAUUUCUAUGAAGGUAAUAUGAAACAGAGAGCAUGAACUUAUCAUUUCCUACAAGGACUUUAAUUCUGAUGAGGUACUGGAAAACUGUGUAUCGAAUGGAAAAUAUAUAAAAAAUAAAAUCUGGUAAAACUGAAAAUAUUUUGAAUACUAGAAUGUUCAUAGGCUUCUGCUUGCUCUUAUUCACACAAUGGAAACAAUAUUUUAUAGUAUUACCAAAUUGUAUUGAAACAGAUUUUAUAUUUGUCAUAAGAAUGGGAAAAAAAUUCUUAGGCUGAGUGUAGCGCAUCUUGAUGUGUUGCCUCAAUAAGUCAGGAAGUUUUCACUGUGCAAAACUGAACACCCGGACCUUGUCCCACUAUUGGUACUCUUGAUGUAUCAACCAUGUAAAUUAUUCCUUCUUUCAAUUUCAGAGAGUUGUCACCCUUGAAUAAAACAAAACUGUAGUUCUGCCCAUUGUUAACUCAUUAAAAUCCUCAUUUCUAAGCAAAUCUUUUAGGCUUCAGCAGAAUGUUUAAGGCUACAUUAUUACAGAUAAGUUCAAAAAUGGGCAAGGUUAUUUAAAUAACACAAGGAGUUACGGCCCUUGAUUUAUUUAACAUCGGUAGUUUUCAUUUUAGAGUACAUAUAGUAAAACCGUUCAUAACUAACUUGUACAGUGAUAUAGGGUCAUUAUGGCCCUCCUGUUUAAUCUUGUGCUAGCUGUGGGAUAUUGUUAGAAAUAAUAAUGUGUUAACAAUGCUAUGAUUAUGGUAAAUGUACAUACUCCAACUGAUAUUAUUAAAGUAGAAGUGAUACCAUAUUGCCUGAUAUUAUAAACUAGAUUCUAAUUGAAAUCCAAAUUUUGAAAACUAAUUAUGCUAACAUAUUUUUUUACCCAUAAACAGUUACUGUAGAUGCUCACACCUGAUUAUCAGAAAAAAAGAGAAAUAAAAACAGACUGAAAUUGUUUAAGAUGCUUAAUUGGGAAAAUGCUUUUAACCUUUAGCCUGCUGGCGGUUAGUGAUACUGCCUCUGCGACCAGUGAAGACCAUGAUCAGCACUGAUCAUGGUCUGCACUGUUUGCUAUUCAGUCAGUAAAUUUUCAGACUUUAAUUAAUGGCAAAUUCCAGUUUAAUGUAUACAUUACAGUGUUGAAAUAUGGAAAUUAUUUAAUGUUAGAUUUAUUUCAGAAUAUACCACUGUGAUGCUGUUUCAGUUUCAGGGACAUUUUUGACGAGUAUUUACAUGUCUGCUUGCAGUAUUGAACAGUUUUUGUAAAAUUAUUUUCAAGUCACAAUUUGAUAUGAAUAAAACAGGAGACAGUCUGUAUUAUUAUGCCUUCCUAAAUUUUUUCCAGGGUAGGGGGUGGGUGUAUACAGUUGAUAUCUUGUCUGUUUGUAUUUCCACAAUUUACAAGCAAUUUGGCCAACACUUACAAAAAUAUAGCAAUGUGUAGUAAACUUGGGCAUAUUGUCAGGACAUACUUUUGCUAUGUUUGGUAAAGUUGUGGCCCUUAGAAAAUUUUGCAAUAUGCAAAUACUUAUGAGGUUUGUCCAGAUAACUUCACUUACAUUAUUCAAGGGAAAAGAUAUGAAGUUUUACAAAAUGCAAUAUUUUGCUAUCUGGUUAACUUGUGUAACAGUUUUUAGGGAGUUAGACAAAAAAGAGAUCUGGGGAGGGGGGAUUUAACAGAUAAAUAAAUGUAUUUUACAAAUUAUAAGCUUCUAGUUCCAGAACAGUUUAAUUAUGGCCAGGUGUUUACAUCAAUGUUUAUAACUGACUCUAAAAGUGAGUUGACUAUAAAUUAAUGAACUUUAUUACUGACCAGGUCUUUCUAAUGGCUGCAUUUUCUCAUUCAUAGUAAACAAACCUUGAAAGCAAUGAAUACUUUAAAAGACAUUUGAAUGUAAAAACUUACUCUUUGAUUACUUUUGAGUAAAAUCCCCCCAGCCCCCACGAAGCAAAAAAAAAAUCCAAUAGGUUUAAAGCCACAUAAAAUUUCUUAAGUUUGUCACAGGUUUAAGGUGUUAAUUUUUUUUUGAAUUUGUUCUUGAAAGAAAAAAAAACAAUGAAUUAAGUUGUACAUCGGCUUGUUUACCAUUUAGUAUGCUCAUAUUGAUGAAAAGUGUUUGGGAGGGUAAAGAUUUUAGAAUUAUGUCUGAGAUUUUUGUAUGUCUGUGCUUGUACACCUUUUGUUAUGCCCCGAAGGGAGGCAUAUUAGUUUUCAACUGUCCAUCUGUUCUUUCGUUCGUUACAACGUUAACUUUUUGCAUGAAGGCUCUUUACUCGCGAACCAUUGCACCCAGGACCUUCAAAUUCCACAUGCUAAUAGUACUUAUUGAGUACACGACCCCUAAUGACUUUGGGGUCACCAGGUCAAAGGUCAAGGCCACAGGGGCCAAUAUUAACUUUUUGCAUGAAGGCACUUUACUUGCGAACCACUGCACCCAGGACCUUCAAACUUCACAUGCUGAUAGUACUUCUUGAGUACACGACCCCUACUGACCUUGGGGUCACCAGGUCAAAGGUCAAGGUCACGGGCCAAUGUUAACUUUUUGCAUGAAGGCACUUUACUCACGAACCACUGCACCCAGGACCUUCAAACUUCACAUGCUGAUAGUACUUAUUGAGUACAAAACCCCUACUGACUUUGGGGUCACCAGGUCAAAGGUCAAGGUCACAGGGGCCAAUGUUGACUUUUUGCAUGAAGGCACUUUACUCACGAACCACUGCACCCAGGACCUUCAAACUUCACAUGCUGAUAGUACUUAUUGAGUACACGACCCCUAUUGACUUUGGGGUCACAGGUCUAAGGUCAAGGAGCUGCGGGGGCAUUUGUCACCAUUAGUGACGGGUCUUGUUUGUAAUGUGCUUUACUCUGUAAAGAGUGAAUUCUCUGUAAGUUUUCUACUUUUCAUUUAAAAAUCACAUGCCUUUCCCCUUCAAGAAAAAGACUUACCAUGAAAAGUUUUGAAAGAAGUAUCAAAUGUCUUGGAAUAUAACAGCCAUUAUUUGGCAUAAUUUGUCAUAUAUAUAUGCAUAAUUUUAACAGUUCUUACAGAGAAAUGUGUUUCUCAGAUAAGAGUUAAGCGGAAUAUUUCAUUCAGCAGUGGUAUGUCAUAACGAAAAUAUGUCUUUCAAUAAUUUUUUAACCAUUUAGCAAAUUACCAUGUACAAUGGAAUAAAUGCUCACAAGGAUGUUGCAUUUUGCAAAAGUGGGGUGUUUAUUUAGAGGUCAAAUUAAAAAAAGUAAUUUGAAAGUGAAUAUAGCUACAAUAAAACAACUAAUAAAUGAAUUUUAACAGUUUUUACCAAAUAAGGCUAAAGUUUUCUUCAUACAUAGUAAAAACACAAUUUUAGUAAAUAAAGUGGUGGGGGAGGUGGUGAGGGGGGCAUUAAUUAGGGUUAAGACUUACUCCAUUGCAGAUAUUAAGCACAUUUACAUGAGGUUUUGAAAUAGAGUUUGGAGACCAGUCUCAGAAUGAAGCUAUGUGAUUGGUCAAUUUUAAGACUGAGUUCGGAAUCAGCCAAUCAGAUGCUAGAGUUCUCAGACUGGUAUCCAACAUUUUAAAAUUAUAUAGAAAAUACAGAGUGACAGUAUAUCAGUGGUAAUUGCAAAUGCAUAUUGCGAUUAUAAUAUGAUGUUUCAAAGACAUAUAAAUUGUGGUAUAUCAUUUACCUUAGCAAAAUGUGAUAUUUUUAUGUAUGUUUGUAUUUUUUAUAGUAUGUUUCUAGUUUGUAUUUAUGGAUUUCUAUUAAUACACUAAACAGUAUAAUAACUAAACUGGCAGAGCUGAGCAGACUUGCUGUUACAUUUAAAGAAACAGUAUUUUUGUCUCCGUUUGGGAUGCAGUGCCAGUUUUUAUGUAUGGUUUCUUAAAACUUACAUGUGAGCAAUCUGAAAUAUACUGGAUAUAUAUGAAAUUUAAAGAAGAAAUGCUGACUUUUUAAUACAUCCAAGGCAUUUACUGCUAUAUUUUAGGUGAUAUUUCAGUCUAGCAAAUCAAAUAAUAUGAUAAAACCUUUAUAUUUUUUUAUUGCAUGCACAUAGCCCUCUUUAUUUGCAGUUAUUUAAGAAUUUUGUAUUAAUGAAAGCAAUAUUAAUCCUUUUGUAAUAGAUCUUUUAGGUGUGCAUCUAUACAGAAUUCAGUCAUAUUUAAUAAAUGUUGACAUGCAAACAUUUUCAAUCAAAAUUUGUUGCCAUUUGGUGAUAGAGUACCAUAAAAAUUAUAUAAAUACAUGUAGUAUACAAAGAAACAUAACAGUGAUGAUAGAUUUAAUGUUUUAUAUGAACAAAGUUUAUAGUAGCUUAUCCUUGAAAUGCGAAAUAUUUUGAAAUCGUUUUAUUUCAUGGGCAUAAAUUUUCAUGGUUUAAGCAAAAAUGGUUAUUUUGUUUGGACACAAGUUUGUUGAUUUCUAGUUUCAAAGAUACAGUAAUUAGGAAUUUUGUUUUUUCUUUAAGAUUAAUUUUCUUGGAUACACUUUACCACAAAAUCCACGGAAAUUAGUCCCCCAUCAUGCCAUGAAUAAAUAUUAAUGAUUUCAAGGUAAUGUCAAAAGAUAAUUAUAAAAAACAUGUGAACUUACAGAAACCAGCUGUUUUUAAUGGCAGUUUAAUUCAUAUUGAGCUAUUUAUAUCCUAGAACACAUGUACUUUCAAUAACAUAAGCUGUUCAUUACCAUUCUACAUUGUAAUGCAGUGAUGACCCACCCACUUGUAUCAUGUUGUCUGUAAAUAUUGUCGAAAACUGAUUUUUUUGCAAAUAGGCAUGUCAGAAGUUAAGUAAGUGAUCUGUGGUGUCACUGUUUUUUCUGGCAAGAAGUGCCAACUUUAGUUGAACAUGUGAAAAGUCCUGUCUUCGGAAACUGCCAAUAUACAUGCAUAAUUGACAGUCGGGUCAUUCUGUGAUAUUUUUUAAGGAAAGACAACUCAUUAAAAACAUUCACAUAGAACUUUUUUUUUUUAAAAGGAACUGAUUUUGUUUUUCUACUAGAAAAGUUACUGUGAUAUGUGGCUCUGAAAUAGGAAAACAAUUGCACCAAACAGAAUUGGAAAGCAUCAAUUUAUUUUGUAAGUCCUUUGAAACAAAUCAGGUCCUUGGCAUCCUGGUAGUAAACCCAAAGUACUUUGAUCCUUUCUGUUUUGUAUUUAUAGGGACAUUUUCUCAUCAACAGAAAGGAGAAUUCUUUAAUGAAAAGAUUAUAUUGUUUGACAAUUCUGAUAUGAAUUUGGUAGUAAGGCAACAGAAACCUGUAAUAUUUUAAAUGAUUAUAUAGUACUUGGCAAAUAGGAGUUUUUGCCUCCCAUUUCUUAUAUGUUUUGUGCCAAUAUAAGUGACUUAUAAAAAAAAAAUGGUGUGCAAUAGAAAAUAAAUGAUCACCAACCAACACAAAGUCUGUGGUGUGGGGGAGGGGUCAUUGACUGACCAGACAGAUGAACUUUUCCGCAGACAUUUGAGCACACAUUGUUUGAAAUGGGAAACAAAAAAUCUUAUUUUUGACCUAGUGAAGUUAUUUAUGGGUAAUUUUUCAGCAUGGAUUGGUCAUAAUUAUUCUUCUGUCUUUAAAUUGUUGCACAUUGUUUCUUCAUAAUAUAAUGAUACUGGUCAUUAAAUGGCUAUACACCCAUGCACUUUGUUAUGCAUUUAUUAAAACAUGUAAAUUAGUUUGAAUUGUUGGAUGUCUUUGACCUUUGUUUUGUAGAAAGAUACUCUUGUUAAAUUAAAUUUAUACUAAAGUAUGAAAAAUGUAAAAAUAAAGAAAACAUUUUCCUAAACAAAA
Molecule: messenger RNA, 17132 nt
Organism: Mercenaria mercenaria
Lineage: Eukaryota; Metazoa; Mollusca; Bivalvia; Venerida; Veneridae
Product: serine-rich adhesin for platelets-like
Exons: 11
Coding region: 34-3912 (1292 amino acids)
Source: RefSeq, a predicted model, not a curated record